UCACACUAGUCAAGCGGGGGUUGAAAGGGGUAGGCUAAUUAGCUGAUGAUUAGUGCUUUACUGUGUGACUAAAGUUGCUUCUGUUUUCUUUUUUUGGAGAUUUACUGGUAAUAGUUGUGUAUAAUGAUGGUCGAGAUGUUUUUGACAUGUGAGGGGAAAAAAAGUUAAACGUUUAUGGCUAAAAAGACUCUGUAUACCGUAAUGUUAGAAUCUUUAUAUGACCUUUCAGCUUUGAGAAUUUGGGCCUGUGUUUUAUGUUUGUUAUCACAACUGCAGUUAAAAGAGACUUCAGAGCGAAUUUUAGCAGUUGAUCGAGCAGCAGCUAUGAUUGAGGAGAUGAUGAAACAGAAAACAAACUCACAGGUCGGGUUGGUAGGUUCUCAGACGGUCAAGAUGCUGAACACAUGCGUUUAUUUGGGUUUUGAAGCUGACCCAUCAUCUAAUGUUGCUGCUCGUAUUCGUGGGCCCAACGAUCAGUAUAUAAAUCACAUUAUGAAUGAAACAGGAGCAACCGUCGUACUAAGAGGGCGUGGUUCUGGGAGCCUUGAGAACCAACAUGGUGAAGAAGCACAUCAACCAUUGCAUCUAUUAUUGUCUAGUAGCAACCCGAAGAGCAUUGACGAUGCAAAACGUUUAGCUGAGAAUCUUAUGGAUACAAUCAGCGUAGAAUUCGGGGCUUCAAGGAUUUCCUCAAGCAAGGUGUAUGGUGCUGUACCACCACCACAGCAACUGCUUGCUGGAGCUCCGAGUUCUGAAACCGCGCAAAAGCCAAAUUUGAGUUCAUCAUAUGGUUUGAUGACACCGCCAAAUGCUGUUAAUCCAUUUCCAGUUCCUCCAGCAACAACAACUCUGUAUCCUCAGUUUCCAGUGUUGCAGCACCCUCCAGGCAUCUCAAAUGGUGGGCACUUGCGACCAAGUCCAGUCAGUUACUUACAACCUGCGGCUGGUGGAACUAGCUAUAGUGGGUAUGCCAGAAUAUACCCUCAAGCCACUCCACUGCAACAAGUUGCUCAAGUCCUUAAGCUAUCUGUUUCUCCUGUUGUCUCCACCGUGUCUCCUACUUUGUUGAUAGCUGCGUCCUUAUCAAAGCCAAGUGAUAUUUCAAGUAUGGAAAAGGAAAGGCGUCCUCCCCAAAAGCGAAAGUUUCAGGAGCUACCGGCUGAGUGUAAAGUCCCAGCAAAAUCCAAAGAGGGUAUUCUUAGUAUUGGAGGCACCAUGUGUUUGCAGUCAUUCUUGCUUCAGUUUGGCGAUCAGAAUCAGAACCUAAGGCAGUCUUUGAAACCAGCUACAUCAAGUCAGAGUCAGCAAUGGCAGGUGAAGUUGCUACAAAGAAUAUAGUGCGGUCACUGCCUU
Messenger RNA from Brassica oleracea var. oleracea, 1353 nucleotides. RefSeq names its product protein RIK-like. The transcript has 7 exons. Lineage: Eukaryota; Viridiplantae; Streptophyta; Magnoliopsida; Brassicales; Brassicaceae. Gene Ontology annotation, cellular component: nucleus. The coding region runs from base 175 to 1338 and encodes 387 amino acids. Gene Ontology annotation, molecular function: RNA binding. The record is from RefSeq and is a predicted model, not a curated record.